UCCAGGAUCGAUCCGGGGCACGCGUUUACCCGAGCGGCCGAACCCAUUUGCCUCCUAUAAAAAUCAUCCCCACCGGCCACAGGAAACCGAUACAGGGAAACCGGAAGAGGAUCAUCAUCGAGAUCGACCGACUCUUCUUCAAAAUCAUCAAAAGCUCAGUUGAGUUCUUCGAUUGGAUAGUUUGGUGGUGCGACAAUGGGAGGAGGCAAAGACCAGCAUGACGAGAGCGACAAGGGGCUCUUCUCCAACAUGAUGCACGGUGUCGCUGGUGGCCAUGGAUACCCGCCCAGUGGCCACGGGUACCCACCGCAGCAGGGAUACCCUCCGCAGCAAGGCUACCCACCUCAGCAAGGUUACCCACCUCAGGGAUACCCUCCUCAGCAAGGGUACCCACCUGCACCUGGAGCUUACCCACCUGCACCGGGGGCGUACCCUCCUCAGCACGGAUACCCUCCACAGCAGCAUGGCUACCCACAGCCAGGUGGCUAUCCUCCUGCUGGUUACCCAGGCUCGUCUGCACCACACCAGGGUUAUGGUGGUAGCCACAGCGGAGGUGGUGGACACAUGGGAACGAUGCUAGCUGGAGGUGCAGCCGCUGCUGCCGCCGCUUACGGUGCUCACAAGCUCUCUCACGGUGGUCACGGUGGACACAUGGGAGGCGGGCACAUGAUGGGAGGAGGGCACAUGGGAGGCUAUGGUGUCGGGCAUGGUGGCUAUGGAGGCCACCAUGGUGGCAAGUUCAAGCACGGGAAGCACGGCCACGGCAAGUUCAAGCACGGCAAGCAUGGCAAACACGGCAUGUUCGGCGGCGGCAAGUUCAAGAAGUGGAAGUAAUGAGCUUUGCCAUGGCUGAUCAAUACCUGGAACUGAAACUGUCUUGUGUAGGUGGUUGGGUAAAGCCUCUGCGAUGUAUCUAAGCUUAAGCUUGGGCGGUGUGGUAUCUCCUGUGGAGCUUCCCUCCUCCCCUCUUUUCAAGUAAUUUGGUACUCUAGUUUGCGUCUUUGUCUGGACGACAAGAUGGUUUGCUAAUAAGCAUACAGCUAAUCACUCUGCUAUUCCGUGUGUUGUGCUGUUCAUAUAUGAUCUUUUCUGAGGGCUA
Molecule: messenger RNA, 1099 nt
Organism: Brachypodium distachyon (stiff brome)
Lineage: Eukaryota; Viridiplantae; Streptophyta; Magnoliopsida; Poales; Poaceae
Product: glycine-rich protein A3
Exons: 3
Coding region: 196-834 (212 amino acids)
Source: RefSeq, a predicted model, not a curated record